UGUGCUGUGUCCCUUGGACACAGCGGAUCACCGAUCGACGGAAAGAGCCGAAGAUGUCAGCUCGGUCAUGUGAUCAGCUGUGCCCAACCACAGCGGAUCACAUCAGUGCCAUCUGUCAGUGUCCAUCAGUGCCAGCUCUCAGUGCUCAUCCAUGCCACCUGCCAAUGCCCAUCAGUGCCACAUCAGUGCAACAUUUCAGUGCCUACCAGUACACACCAAUGCCCCAUAUCAGUGCCCAUCUGAGCUGCCUUUGUGUCACCCAUCAGUACCAGUCAGUGCCACCUAUCAGUGCCAGUCAGUGCCGCCUAUCAGUGCCACCUAUCAGUGCCAUAUAUGAGUGCUGCCUUCAGUGCCCAUCAGUGCCACCUACCAGUGCCUCCUCAUCAGUGCAGCCUAUCAGUGCCCAUCAC
Staurois parvus is the source of this 410-nucleotide messenger RNA. Lineage: Eukaryota; Metazoa; Chordata; Amphibia; Anura; Ranidae. The record is from the annotation of a GenBank genome assembly.